UUGUGUGUGAAAAAAUGCAAAAUGAGCCCUGUUGUAUUUUACAUCGGCAUAAACCAUUCUCCAAGCACUGCACGCAACAAGCAAAAGGAACACCAUCUUCGAGAUUAACAUUUACAUUCUACGCAUCCAACUCUGAAGAUCAAUGUUUUCUUUUUGGCGAAAAGUCUUUCCACCUUCAGGAAUCAAAUGCCAUAUAAGAGAGGUACUUGGUUUCUGCAUUUAAUAACAGAAAGAGACCAAGUCUGGGGAAGUAGAAACAGCAUACACAAUGAACACCAGCUGUUGUGCUUAUGAUGAACCCAUCUUCGACGUUGCUCUUCCUCCUGUUCUUCUGCUGGAGUUCAUUUUUGGCCUGGUUGGUAAUUUGCUGGGGCUGUGGAUGAUCUGCUGUGAUGUCAAGUCCUGGAAGCCAAAUUCUGUAUAUUUGCUCAGCCUGACUUUGGCAGAUGUUGUGGUUGUUUUCUGUGUGCUCUUCCGUGCAGAUUAUUACCUUCGCUAUCAAGACUGGGUGUACGGUGACAUUCCCUGCAGACUAUUGCUCUACAUCCUUGCUGCUGCUAGAGCUGCCGGCAUGAUCUUUUUAUCUCUUAUUGCUCUAAAUCGUUACUGCAAAAUCUUGUUUCCUUUUCACAAAGUGAAUAACCUUACUGUAAGCCAAGCUACUGGUAUAUGUAUUACACUGUGGCUAUUUAUCUUUGUAAUACACUCCUACAUCUUAACUGCUCCCCGUUUUUUCAAAGUCAACAAUAGCACACAGUGUGAAAGUUUUACCAUUUGCCCACAAUCCUCAAUUGCUUGGCAGGAUGCAUUCUAUAUCUCCCUGACAUGUCUGUCCUUGCUGACUAUAACGUACUGCACAGUGUGCAUUGCUUUACAUUUGAAGGACAAUGCCAUUGAUACAAAUGGAAAGGUAGGAAGAGCAAUGAACUUUAUUCUGUUAAUUGCUACGGUAUUCAUUGUCUGUUAUCUACCCAGUGCGACAGUCAGAAUUGUAAUAUGGGUCUUGAAGGCCAUGAAAUAUGAGGACUGUGCAAACUAUAGGAAUUUAAACCUUGCAUUUUAUUUUACUAUCUGCCUAACUUACUUUUAUAGCAUGCUUAAUCCCGUUUUAUAUUACUUUUCAAGUCCUUCCUCUCAUACUCUGCUUACAAAGUUAUGGAAAAAAGUCAUGUGAAGUCAAUUGAAGGGAACACAUAACCAUAAGCUAGAAAGUGAAAUCGGCAAAUGUGUAACACGUAUAUGCAUCAUGGUUGUAAACAGCAUACAUCUUUUUUUUUUCAAUUAAGAUAAAUGUAUACAUUUCCAAUAUAAGGGUAUUGCAAUAUUUACACAUUUGCUUUCCACCCUACCUUUUACUUUACAUCAUUAGCCAUUUAGACCCCUUUCACACUGAAGCGUUUUAGCGUUAAAAAUAGCACUAUUAAAACGCUCUCAA
Molecule: messenger RNA, 1435 nt
Organism: Rana temporaria (common frog)
Lineage: Eukaryota; Metazoa; Chordata; Amphibia; Anura; Ranidae
Product: hydroxycarboxylic acid receptor 3-like
Exons: 1
Coding region: 269-1174 (301 amino acids)
Biological process (GO): G protein-coupled receptor signaling pathway
Cellular component (GO): membrane
Molecular function (GO): G protein-coupled receptor activity
Source: RefSeq, a predicted model, not a curated record